UCGCGCGGGAACGUUCCGGAGAGUUUUCUCCCCCCACUUUCCGCUCGAUCCGGAUCGUGCCCUAACCUCCUCGCGAGUGAUCGUAAGCUCAAUUCCUGAAACUUUCUCCUACUUUUCCCCGGGUUAAUUCCUGCACCGUUUCCCGCAAAAAUUCCCGAGUUUUCCGACUCGCUCCUCCGUGUGCCCGCGGUCACGUGACUGGGUGUUUGGAGGAAUCGCAGAUGUGGCAGAGAUUCCCAUCCACGAGGUGGCCCAUGCUCCCCAGGCAUGGCUAUCAUGCAGUCCUGCUGCUGCUGGCGAUCGGUACGACGGGGUAGCUUCGCAAGCGCCAUCUUCACCGGGUUCUACUUCGCCCUCGUCGCUGUCAUGACGGGAACUCUUCUCUAUGACGAGCAACAGUACCUAAUCGGAAAUCGUUCCUUACCGGAGUCGCCCAGCGUCCUGGAGCCGGAUACCAUAUCACCGACCACCAUAAGGUUCAACAUCGCGGUGCUGACGUGUUCCUGCUGCGGAGUGCUCAGCUCGCUGCUACUCCUCUAUGGCCUGCUCAAGGAUCAGCUGAUAUUCCUCGUGCCAUGGAUCGUCGCAAUGGUGGCUUUCAUCGCCGUCGACUUAGCCCACACCAUGUACCUGCUCUUCUUCACCGAGGAGAGGCUGACCCCGAUCAAGGCGAUGGUCUUCACGUUGAAUUUCUUCUUGGUCUGCCUGCACAUAUAUUCGCUGCUCUGCGUGAUAUCUCAGUGCCAGGAAUACCUCAUGGGCCGCGGCACCGCAACCGACGACUGCGAGUACAGGGUCCCAGCAGUGCGCUAUACCGUACCACCGACCACCACGGCGACGUCGUGUCUGAGUUCCCGAAGGGCGGCGACGAACAACGAGACUCGAGAGACGGCCACGGCGACGCCCACGCAAAGUCCGACGACGGCGCCGGCCGCCAUGUCGGAAAAAAGUCCAAACGCCGGGAAAUCGGCGAGGAAACACGUGCAGUUCCCCGACACGACCUCGAUAAGUCAAACCGAGAAGUCGGACACUGGAGGUAUCGACAUAACCACCAAGUGGACCCCGGAGACCGAGCUGGGCAAGUCGGAGAUCCAAUUGGCCCCUGGUGCCGUUGAUACCGCGCCAUUAUUGUCCUCGCCAACGAUCCAUCAGUCGUCACCGGCGGGGACAAAGGGCGGCGAUCCGCAGAGUUGAGCCCUGGGGUGCUCGCCGGGCCUCUAGUCAACUUGUUUUCCUCGUAUCAGGGUCCUAACGAGCGGAAGUUAAGCGUUAAUCAAUGUGAUCGAUGUCGUAGUUAUCGCCGGCCGAUCGGAGUCCGGGACCGACUCCAAUCCUACGACCGCCAUUUUGGAGAACCACUUUUUCUAUCAGGCAGAGCGGACCUUGAACUCUAUAUUUAUCCGAUUGAGGGAGGAGCGAGAUAGAUUAUCCGCAUGGUCCGACGUGUACAUACAUUGACGGGCUAAUGAUCCGGAGAUGAGAGCCGACUAUAAGUGGUACACCUACGCUGAUAAAAAUCUAUCGAGAUUUACAUACAUUUUUCCACGCCGCGUAACUCAAGUUUCACGUAGGAAAAAAACGGUGGAAAGAUUACGUUACAGGGCAUUUUCGCUCGAAUUAAACGUAACGUUAACGGGAUAAUUUCCUUUAACUUGACUUAGAUGUCGAAUGCGAUAUCACAGAGACAAUGCGACUUUUCUGCAAUUUAUCGUGGCAUCGAAAUCACCGAUAAUUGGAUGUGUGAAUUCAGUGUGGUCACUUUUAUCGGCGUGGAAAACGUCAACGCUCUCGAAAUACGUUCCCUGCGUAGUGUACACUUAGCUCAUCGUCCAUUAAAUGGAGAAUGUUAAGGAUGGCCGCAACCAUUGUUGAGACUGAGACGCGUUGUUCCUUUCGGACCAACUUUUUCUACCGUCGUGCCCGUGCGCGUUAACGACUCGUUGAAACGGUCAGGUGGACAAAGACCUUAGUCACGAUUUAAUGUAACGUAAUCGAGAGAGGGGACGUAUCAUUUUAGGAAUUAAUUACGGAGAGAAGACCCUCCUGCGAGUACUCGACUUCUCAACCUCUGUGUACGGUAACAAUGACCGCAUCGUGUAUGGUAAUAAAGAAUUCUACCGUGCACCAUUCGUGGGACAAAACGCGCGUACCGAGUUGACAAAGGGUCGAGGAGAUGAAUUCGGAAAGAUAAGCUGACCGUUGUUUCCAAUUUACGAGAGAAUCAUAAAUUCCGAAUUUAUUGGUGUCUCUUGCAAGUCUCUAUCAAAUAUACAAGACAUAACAAAAAUUAUUACUACGUGUGUCUGCCCCGUGUGUAUGCUUCGCGGUUGGAAAUGAAAAAAACGUUAAUCGGCGAAGCACCGGCAUCCGAAUGCCUAGGGAAUGAAAUUAACGCCUCCAAUGUGACGGUACAAAUUUAUCACAGAUUUCCUUCUUUCGUAUCGUGAAAUUUUUAAUUUAACUACGGUUUAAAGUACAGCUAUAUACAAUUACGAGAGGAAUUGUAGAUCCCGAGUGCGCUCUUACGCGACAUUCAUGUUUCUCGCUCGUCGACCAAUUUUCUCAUUUUUCUCAUUUUUCUCUUUUUUCUCUUUUUUCUCUUUUUACUCUUUUUACUCUCGGCGCUGAAACUUUUUUUUUCUCUCACGAAGGGUCUUUACAUCUACGCCGAUAUAAUUAAUCUUGCCUUUUGAAGAUGCAGGGCUUAUUGCCGGAAAAUAAUGAUAAUCCUUUACGCAAACGCCUCUUGCAAAGACGUCGAUUCUAAUUACGCAGGAGGUAGGCGAAAAAUUCAUUCGCGCCGUCCGGAGGAGACGGAGUCGCUCCGAAUUAACACCGAGAGCCUUCCUUACGCCUCCGAUACUCUUUUACACCGUGCGAUCUCGUAUUUACGUAUCGAAAACGUUAGCGGGAGGGGGUACUACUUGCUAACUGCAAUCGCAAACGGAAUUAUUCGAGACUACGGCUAGCACUUGACUGGGGCGCAAAAUUACUCGUAAAAAGCGGUAGCGUUUCUCGCCAUACUUGAGUACCAUCCGGCCAGAAAAUAAUCCUUUUUUCGAC
Orussus abietinus is the source of this 3063-nucleotide messenger RNA. RefSeq lists its product as uncharacterized. The record is from RefSeq and is a predicted model, not a curated record. Bases 268 to 1194 code for a protein of 308 amino acids. NCBI's taxonomy places the organism in Eukaryota, Metazoa, Arthropoda, Insecta, Hymenoptera, Orussidae. The transcript has 8 exons.